AUGAAAGCAGGAAAACAGCACCCUAGACGCCCUCGGUUGAGCCCUGAGCCGAGUACGAGUUCCGAACCGGCGGCUUCACUCCCUUCAUUUGCCGAAGGUGCCGCCGACGAAGAGACAGAACCCAGCCAAGUUGUUGACGAAGAGAUGGCAGAACCUAAUCACGCCGCUGGUAGUGAAACGGUAGAACUGGGACAAGGUGCCGUUGGGAACGUGAAUUCAUCCCAAGCGUUCGAAGUCGUUGAGAAGGCCAUCAUUGUCUUUGCUGGACAUUCGGCCACAGAUGGAGACCGUACUUGCUACACACUGUCCCUACUGAUCAAUGUACAUCGGCGACUCCAUGAAAGUUAUUUUUAUUCUGGGACGCGCUCCGAAGCCACUGAUUUCCCCAUGUUCAAGAGCAAUGUAGAGUCGCCAGACGAGUUCUCCAGACAUAUAAUGAGCCUGCAGUUGACCAUAGCCACCGAUGGAUUUGUACCAGCACGGCUAAGCAGGCAGGAGCUUUGGCCAUUAUAUGUGCGCGUUGAUGAUCUUCCAUCGAAAAUAGGAAAUAAUUAUCUCAAUAUAAUCAUGGCUGGUGUGCUGUGGACGUCAAAAACACCCCACGAAGAGCUGUGGGAGGGUUUAUGGACUCACCUGGCUACAGAGCUGGCUCUGGUGAACUCUGAGCCCCUGCAGAUCCUUGACAAUGGACUAAAAGACAUAUUUGGCAUACCUCGCUGGCUGUCCCGUUAUGGCUGCCAUAAAUGUCUUUUUCCGGGAAAUUCUGUUGGACGAAAACUGAACUGGUACUGCAGCGAACCCCUACGUUUCACGAAGAGGACUUCAGCAAAUAUAUUAGAGGAUGCAGAGCUUGGACGGAAUGGUCUCAUGAGGAAAACUUCUGCGAUGGAUCUUUUCACGCCUGCGCAAUGUUGUGCAGAUGCCCUACACGUUAUAAGUGAAGGAGUCACUCAGGAUCGCCUAAGGGAUUUGCUUUUUCGCUCCUCAAAAGUUGAUGAAAUGAAGCUUCGACCAGAAAUAGUCGGUGAGCUCAAUCGAGUCCUGAUGAACAUCACCAAUUACACGUACAGCUCGAGAUUCAUUCUUUGUAACGAAGAUUUACCCUCCAUGACGGGAGCUGAGGUUGACGCGUUCGCAAAUGUGGUGUUUCCGCUCGUAGGAGCACUAGCGCUGUGUCCUUCUGCUCUUAGUAGUGCCUCUAUCGUGGGCUAUUGGUUUUGCGUGAAAGAGCUACAGGCCGUGGAAGAUCUGACUACAGUCAAGAUCCGCGUUACACAAUCUGUGGCGCUGCACCUGAAACAAAUUUGGAGUCGCCUUUCACAAGAAAUUUUCACAAUCAAAACACAUAACUUCUUCGACCAUUGUAUAUUGGAUGAGAUUGAGCAGCAUGGCAGCCCAUAUUUGUGGUCUGCAGCACCUUUCGAGGCUAUUCACCGUGUUCUGCAGAUACCCCACAAUCAGUAUGUGACGAAUUCGGGUGCAAGAGUUCUCACCAGAUUCGUGACCAUCAAGAAAUUAGUGACACUCAUGGAAGAGGCUGUAGAAAGGAAUCACUCGGAAAAUUUUGCUAAACUGCUUCGCGAUGUGCGAAACGAAAAGAAAAGAUUCCCUCUCCAAGUGCAACUCGGAGCAGGUUAUUAUGUCCCACAACAUUCCGAAGUAAAAGAAGAUUCACUAUGCGAAGAACAUCGAGCAAUUUUUCAGCGUCAUCAUAGGGGUCUUAGCGAUGUUAAAUUAUACUCGCGUUUGGUCGUCAGCGGAAAAGUAUUAUCUUCCAAGGCGUAUUGGCGAAGAACCACUGACACAGAUGCCUCUAGCUUUUACCUCAGGGUUUCAAGCGGGCAUAGUACACUAAUUUCUUACGGAAAAUUGCUCUUGAGUGCAUUCACGGUAGUUAAAAAUACUGGGAUCAACAUGCAUGAAAAACAAAUCGAAAGAUCAAGCAACGAGCUUUCGGAGUCAAGUGAACUGGGCUUGGAACGCGUCUAUGAGGUUUUGGAACCUGUUGGAUUAGUACAUGGCGAUACAGCGCAGCUACAAGAAAUUCCCGAGCGCACUAUUUUAAACCAGAAUGGUUGGAGAGAUGCCCCAGGAGUAGAAGUGACUGAAGCUGGUUCUUUGCCUCAUCAUUACACGCAUACUCUGCCAUCCGAUGCACUGGAAGCAGUGCGCGCGUGUUUACUGCGCGAAGUUGGAACAACAGAUUUCGCGUCUUCCCUCUAUGCAAUCGUAGCCAGGGGAGCAUCCUUGUCACAAGUAUCACUACAGGAAACGCUGCACCAAUGUACGCGGCACAUUCAGAGGUUUGAUAUGGAAGACAUCUACAAAUUAGUGCAAAGUGCCGAAAGGUCCCGUCUUGGGACACUGUAUGACGUUAUCGAAACUACACGACUGGUAGUAGAGAACGCGCUUAGCACUCGAAUCCAGGAGAAUUUGCUCUUGGCAAAGAUCAAAGAGCUUGAGGGGCAAGUAAACUCCCUCAAGCAGAUGUGCAAGCGCAAUGGCGCAGCGACUCACGAAACAUCGGAAACAAUUUUUGCCUACGAAAAUCUGAAAGGACAUCACGUGAUCAAAUAUGGUUCUCCAUUUAAGGAAGCAGUCCUGAACGAUAUUCUAAGGGCAUACGCCCCGACAAACAGAGUGAAACACAAAACAUGCCUUGUCAUCACGGAGUUCCUGCGCACAGUAUUCAAACAGAUUUGCGCACCGGAUCCAUCCGACAUUUGGAAUUAUGCUCAUCGGACUUCCAACAUAUCCCGCAAACAAGAUUUGAUCGACUUGCCGGAAUCUUUGAUUAUAACACUCACGGACUUUGUGCUGGAUGCACUGGAUCUAGGCUGGCGAGACCUGCAAGGGCACAGGCUUAAUGCUCUGAGAAGUUCUCGUGAUAGCUGGUGGCUAUCGUUAGGCGAAACUGACGACGAACGCGACAAAAAGUUCAACAGCCUCCUUGAGAAAAAGUCGUACUGGAGUACUCAAACUGGACUUUGCAUUUCCGAAGCGCUGUAA
This is a messenger RNA of Cylicocyclus nassatus, 3009 nucleotides long. Lineage: Eukaryota; Metazoa; Nematoda; Chromadorea; Rhabditida; Strongylidae. The record is from the annotation of a GenBank genome assembly.